This is a messenger RNA of Microtus oregoni (creeping vole), 691 nucleotides long. RefSeq names its product NHP2-like protein 1. Gene Ontology annotation, biological process: maturation of SSU-rRNA; mRNA splicing, via spliceosome; ribosome biogenesis. Gene Ontology annotation, molecular function: RNA binding. NCBI's taxonomy places the organism in Eukaryota, Metazoa, Chordata, Mammalia, Rodentia, Cricetidae. Bases 13 to 399 code for a protein of 128 amino acids. The transcript has a single exon. Gene Ontology annotation, cellular component: small-subunit processome; U4/U6 x U5 tri-snRNP complex; nucleolus. The record is from RefSeq and is a predicted model, not a curated record.
CGCACCGCAGCCAUGACAGAGGCUGAUGUGAACCCGAAGGCCUAUCCCCUCGCAGAUGCCCACCUCACCAAGAAGCUGCUGGACCUUGUUCAGCAGUCGUGCAACUACAAGCAGCUUCGGAAAGGAGCCAAUGAAGCCACCAAAACCCUCAACAGAGGCAUCUCUGAGUUCAUCUUGAUGGCAGCAGACGCUGAGCCCUUGGAGAUCAUCCUGCACCUCCCACUGCUGUGUGAAGACAAGAAUGUCCCCUAUGUAUUUGUGCGCUCCAAGCAGGCUCUAGGACGGGCCUGUGGGGUCUCCAGACCUGUCAUCGCCUGUUCUGUUACCAUCAAAGAAGGCUCUCAGCUGAAGCAGAAGAUCCAGUCCAUCCAGCAGUCUAUUGAAAGGCUCCUGGUGUAGGCCUGUGGCUCUGCCCUUCCUGUCUGCUCCCACCCUACUCUGUAUCAUACCGUCUGUUAGCAUGUAGUGUUUUCAGCCAGUUUCUAUUAUAAAUAUUGUACUACAUCUGGUUUUUGUAUUUUAUAGUCUUACAGGGUUGUUCUGUCCCAUCUCUCCACCCUCUCCUACCAUUUUUAAUCUGUUUCACUUACACUAAGCAAAAUGAUAUCUAAAGCAGGUGAGAGGCAGAACGGCACAGUUUAACAGUGGGAAGAACCAGGAAACACCUAAGCCAAGGAUAGUGUCUGCUUCC